GAGGAGGUAGCGGCGGUGGAAUGGCGGACGGCGACAAGAGCGAGGUGCCCGGGGCCACUGGCGACGACAGCCCUCAUCAGCAGCCCGCGGAGCCGCCGGGCGAGCCGCGGCGAGAGCCGCACCCCCCGGAGCCGGAGAAGCAGCAGCCGCAGCACAGCAGCAGUUCCAAUGGCGUUAAAAUGGAGAAUGAAGAAUCAGUGAAAGAAGAAAAAGAGAAAUCUGACUUAAAAGAAAAAUCUACAGGAAAUAAGAAGGCCAAUAGAUUUCAUCCUUAUUCAAAAGACAAGAAUUCCAGCACUGGAGAAAAGAAGGGUCCAAAUCGUAACAGAGUUUUCAUUAGUAACAUCCCCUAUGACAUGAAAUGGCAAGCUAUUAAAGAUCUAAUGAGAGAAAAAGUUGGUGAGGUUACAUACGUGGAGCUCUUUAAGGAUGCGGAAGGAAAAUCAAGGGGUUGUGGUGUGGUUGAAUUUAAAGAUGAAGAAUUUGUAAAGAAAGCACUGGAAACUAUGAACAAAUAUGAACUUAGUGGAAGACCCCUGAAUAUUAAAGAGGAUCCUGAUGGAGAAAAUGCUCGUAGGGCAUUGCAACGAACAGGAGGAUCUUUUCCAGGAGGACAUGUCCCUGAUAUGGGAUCUGGGUUGAUGAAUUUACCACCUUCCAUUCUCAAUAAUCCAAACAUUCCUCCUGAGGUUAUCAGUAAUUUGCAGGCUGGUAGACUUGGUUCCACAAUUUUUGUUGCUAAUCUUGACUUCAAAGUUGGUUGGAAGAAGCUAAAGGAAGUGUUCAGCAUAGCUGGAACUGUAAAGCGGGCAGAUAUUAAAGAAGACAAAGAUGGCAAGAGCAGAGGAAUGGGCACUGUCACUUUUGAGCAAGCAAUUGAAGCAGUUCAAGCGAUAUCUAUGUUCAAUGGGCAGUUUUUAUUUGAUAGACCUAUGCAUGUGAAAAUGGAUGACAAGUCUGUCCCUCAUGAAGACUACCGUUCACAUGACAGUAAAACACCACAAUUACCACGUGGUCUUGGAGGCAUUGGAAUGGGACUUGGUCCAGGUGGACAGCCUAUUAGUGCCAGCCAGUUGAACAUAGGUGGUGUAAUGGGAAAUUUAGGUCCAAGUGGUAUGGGAAUGGAUGGUCCAGGUUUUGGAGGAAUGAAUAGAAUUGGAGGAGGAAUUGGGUUUAGUGGUCUGGAAGCAGUGAAUAGCAUGGGAGGAUUUGGAGGAGUUGGCCGAGUGGGAGAGCUAUACCGUGGUGCGAUGACUAGUAGCAUGGAACGAGAUUUUGGACGUGGUGAUAUUGGAAUAAAUCGAGGCUUUGGAGAUUCCUUUGGUAGACUUGGCAGUGCAAUGAUUGGAGGGUUUGCAGGAAGAAUAGGAGCUUCUAACAUGGGUCCAGUAGGAUCUGGAAUAAGUGGUGGAAUGGGUGGCAUGAACAGUGUGACUGGAGGAAUGGGGAUGGGACUGGACCGGAUGAGUUCCAGCUUUGACAGAAUGGGACCAGGUAUAGGAGCUAUACUGGAAAGGAGCAUUGACAUGGAUCGAGGAUUUUUAUCGGGUCCAGUGGGAAGCGGAAUGAGAGACAGAAUAGGCUCCAAAGGCAACCAGAUAUUUGUCAGAAAUCUGCCUUUUGACUUGACUUGGCAGAAACUAAAAGAGAAAUUCAGUCAGUGUGGUCAUGUAAUGUUUGCAGAAAUAAAAAUGGAGAAUGGAAAGUCAAAAGGCUGUGGAACGGUCAGAUUUGACUCCCCAGAAUCAGCUGAAAAAGCCUGCAGGAUAAUGAAUGGUAUAAAAAUCAGUGGCAGAGAAAUUGAUGUUCGCUUGGAUCGUAAUGCAUAAUUUCCAAACCACAGUUGGAACAUUCGUACAUCUGUUUUGUUGAAUCUCCUAGUAAAAGUCAAUUUUUUAGUAAUACUGUAUGCUUAUAAAACCUGUAAAAAUGAACUUCUAA
Molecule: messenger RNA, 1941 nt
Organism: Cynocephalus volans (Philippine flying lemur)
Lineage: Eukaryota; Metazoa; Chordata; Mammalia; Dermoptera; Cynocephalidae
Gene: MYEF2
Product: myelin expression factor 2
Exons: 17
Coding region: 21-1829 (602 amino acids)
Cellular component (GO): ribonucleoprotein complex; nucleus; cytoplasm
Molecular function (GO): mRNA binding
Source: RefSeq, a predicted model, not a curated record